UGCAGACAGAACAACCAGCCCUCUCUACCCUAUCCCACAGUUGUCACCAAUCCCUCCAGGACCAUCUACCAUUUCUGCCUGAAGUUUGGCCGCAAGACUGAGACAAUCUGCAUAUUCCCCAGAAGACUCUCUCCUGGGAGACCCUAGGACCCACAGGCCUUCAAUUGCUCAUCCUCCACUGCGUCUCCUCCCCUCUGAGGAUGACGACCCUGCUGCUUAUCUCCUCGGUCAGCUGUCUCGUUGCUGUGAAUCAAGCCAGCCUCAUCAACCGAUGUGACUUGGCCAAGGUGCUGCACCAGGAGGACUUGGAUGGCUUUGAGGGCUACUCCCUGAGUGACUGGCUGUGCCUGGCUUUCAUGGAAAGUGAGUUCAACAUAACAAAGGUAAAUGAAAAUACAGAUGGCAGCUUUGACUAUGGCAUCUUCCAGAUCAACAGCCACUACUGGUGCAACGACUACAAGAGUCAUACGGAAAACAUUUGCCAAGUUGACUGUCAAGGUCUGGCCAGGGCCCCAGGGUGGGAGAGAACUGCUGAGCCCCAAUCUUCUUUCAAUCAUCAACUGUGCGAAAAAGAUUGUGUCCGGAACAGGGGGGAUGAAGAACUGGAACAGAACAACUUGAGCUAGCUGGGGGAGAUUUAUUCCGAGAGGACAAGGUGUCUUGCUGAGCCCACACGAGGGGGGCAUCUGGGCCUCAGGAAGAGGGUGGAAGCAGGGCUGGAAACUUUCCUUUGCAGGUUUCUGCUUCGCUUUGUGCAUUGGCUUCACUACUCCCUCUGAAGACCAGGUUUCUCUGCUCUACAGUCCACCAGACAGACUAUGUCUGCCCUGAAUCUACCGGCUAAUGUCCUAAGCAACCAUAGAGACUAGCUAGGCUCAGUCCCAGUCCAAGUGCCUGGCAGGGAGGAUCUGAUGGGCUCGGCUUGGACCCUGUGUCCCGGUUCCAUUCAUUCAGCUACAGGCAUGGAAGAAAUUAAGCAACAUAAACAUGGCUGCCACGGGCCCUCUCUCCAUAAUUGGCAGCAACGUUUUCUAUAAAAAGUGUUGCUGGGCUUCCCUGGUGGCGCAGUGGUUAAGAAUCUGCCUGCUAAUUCAGGGGACACGGGUUCGAACCCUGGUCCGGGAAGAUCCCACACGCCGCGGAGCAACAAAGCCCAUGUGCCACAACUGCUGAGCCCAUGUGCCUGGAGCCCACGCUCCGCAACAAGAGAAACCACCGCAAUAAGAAGCCCGCACACCGCAACGAAGAGUAGCCCCCGCUCACCGCAACUAGAGAAAACCCGCACGCAGCAACAAAAACCCAA
This is a messenger RNA of Physeter macrocephalus (sperm whale), 1303 nucleotides long. RefSeq names its product lysozyme like 6 (gene LYZL6). NCBI's taxonomy places the organism in Eukaryota, Metazoa, Chordata, Mammalia, Artiodactyla, Physeteridae. The record is from RefSeq and is a predicted model, not a curated record. Gene Ontology annotation, cellular component: acrosomal vesicle; sperm flagellum. Gene Ontology annotation, biological process: fusion of sperm to egg plasma membrane involved in single fertilization. The transcript has 5 exons. Gene Ontology annotation, molecular function: lysozyme activity. The coding region runs from base 201 to 626 and encodes 141 amino acids.